UUUGUUUUUUCCUGUCAGCAUCGUGAGAGAGAGAGAGAGAGACUCGUCACAUGAUUGCAGGAUAUGGAGGUGUAUUUCCUGAUGACCUGAUUUAGAUUAAAGUAAAAAAUAAUAUAUAUAUAUAUAUAAUAUAUUAUCUAUCGUGUCGAGGUAUCAGACUAUCGGCGUUCACGCUCUGCCAUGGAGACAUUAGAGGCCACAUCAGAGCUCCAGUCCCGGCUGUCAUCACUAUCCUUCUCAUCGUUUCCCGGAAUAACAUCCAAACAGGGCGACAACCGACCGCUGGACAGGCUCCAGAGUACAGACCUUUCACAGAGCCAGCCCAAAAGCCAAGCUGACAUGGAUGACACCAAGGAGGAAUCAGGGCAACAUGCUGAGGAUAAUCAAGAAGCCCCCGCUGAGCUGGUCCUUGGGGAAGCAGGCGAGGAGAACAACAGCGCUGGGAGCUGCCAGCUCUCCGCUGAGAUGAAAGCCCAGAUGCCACCCCUGAAACUCCCAGAGACGUGGACAUCUGCUGCACUGAAAGAGCUGAAGGCGAAGCUUCGGAUGGAGGAGGACAGCGUGGUGACAGUGUAUCGAGGUGACAUCAUGACAGUUCAUGUACCCACUGUUCCCGAGGCUAAAAAAGUCUGCUGGGAGUUCGCUACAGACGGCUAUGACAUUGGCUUUGGCAUAUAUUUUGACUGGACUCCUGUCACGAACCGGUCUAUCACUGUGCACAUCAGCGAGUCAAGUGAUGACGAAGACGAAGAGGAGGAGCUGGAAGGGCAUGUCAGUAACGGAGAUGUCGAGAAGGGCUCCAAAACUCAGACCAACUCAAACUUGGCUGAAAUCUUACCUGUAUACCGCCAGGACAGCCACUUGUCCGUGAAUGGGGGGAGCCACGAAUUCCCAGGUGAAGGCACUUACCUCCUGAAGUUUGACAACUCCUACUCACUAUGGCGAAAUAAAACUCUUUACUACAGGGUUUAUUACAGUGCCUGAGAUGCCAAUUUAUUGUUUAUGAAUGUAUACUUUCCAGACUGCUCUUAAGAUCGAUGAACUAUUUUUGAUUCCAUGCUUAGAAAAAGAUGAAGUUAUAAUAUAAAAGGUUAAACAUAGGCAUAUCUAUUUUUUAUCACUAUCUGCUUGUGUUGCCACAUGUUGAAUUCAUGUACACGGUCAGAUAGUUUUGAACGUAACAUUUACUCCCAAUGUCUUGCUGGUAGAUAUUUGAAGAAGCCUUGCAUAUGUUCCCAUGUAUGCACUGUGCUAUUUGGUCAACUGCCCCUCAUAAAAACAUAUAUUGUCUUCAGCAGUAACAUUUCUAUGGUAGCAGCGAUCAGGGACCACCUGCACAGAAUCUAAUUCGCUCGUGCAGGUGCUUAAUCAGCUCUAAAGAUUUGUGUGUGUGUUUGUGUACGCGUGCACCUUCUCUGCUCACGUUUCUUUGUUAUUGUUACUUGUAUUUAUCCUCCUGCUUUGCAGCGUAACUUAUUUUUUAUGUGUGUUUUUGAAUUGAAUCAUGUUGUGAUGGAGAAUAUAGUUAUACAAACUCUGUGCACAGACCUAUCUACUGUCGUCGUGGCGUGUUGGUAAAAGAUAUGUUGAAUGUACUGAAGCAAGUGGUAAGAGUUUUCCAAAAUGUGCUUUUUAUGACACAAAUAAAAGUCAUCCCUUAUCACAUAAAGCUCUUAUUAUGUAACAUAGUAGAUUCAAUAUUUACAUUUGCCUCACCUCCCACCUUUUAAUUUGCUGUUUCGAAGGACCGAGCAGGUUGUAAUGUUUCAUCUAAAUGUAUUUUGUGCACAGGUCUAUGUAAGUAAAGGUCAGUGUGUUUGUUUUAAUAUCCUCGGCGCAUCAGGCUUACUUACAUGUGUUGAAUAGCCUUGUUCCAUCCUGUUAAAAAACCAGAGCUUCUACCACAACUCAUUUGUGCGCAUGUUCCCAAAGAUGUCACAGAUUUGACAGUGUAAAGCAACUGGUUUUAAAGCUUCACACAUUUACUGUAUUGUAGCUUUACUGUACGUUAUGAUGAUGAUUUGUUCUUGAAAUUUAUAUUCCACAAUAAAGAGAAGAUUGUCUAGCUUUC
Larimichthys crocea (large yellow croaker) is the source of this 2071-nucleotide messenger RNA. It is a transcript of the gene tmed8, whose product is annotated as transmembrane p24 trafficking protein 8. The record is from RefSeq and is a predicted model, not a curated record. Lineage: Eukaryota; Metazoa; Chordata; Actinopteri; Sciaenidae. Gene Ontology annotation, cellular component: Golgi membrane. Bases 181 to 984 code for a protein of 267 amino acids. The transcript has 6 exons.